AUGACCUUGAGUCUGGGUCCCUGCGUGUUCCCGUUCUCGUACAAGGGCGAGGUCCACGAGCGGUGCAGUUGCAAGGAUGCCCCCGCGUGCUGGUGCCCGACCUCGCUCAACGACAACCGCGAGCCAGCUGUUACCGACUACUGCAAGGGCCUGUUGGAGGGCUCCGUGCCUGAGGUGUCGCCGCCAGCCUUCGGAGCGGACGCCGCCACGACUGUGGACGGGGUCCCUUGCGUGUUCCCGUUCCGCUUGGGCGACGUGAUCUACACGCGGUGCACGGAGGCGUCGCGCGGGGCCCCCUGGUGCGCCACGCAGGUCGACGCGGCGCUGCGCCCCGUCAGGAGCGGCUUUUGCAAGGGCACCACCAACAGGUCGCUCGUGACGCGGAAGCAGAUCACAGACCCCGAGGAGGCCGUCACAAGCUCUUCACUUCUCCGGCCGACCUGCAGGAUGCUUGCGUAG
Molecule: messenger RNA, 459 nt
Organism: Penaeus indicus
Lineage: Eukaryota; Metazoa; Arthropoda; Malacostraca; Decapoda; Penaeidae
Product: 72 kDa type IV collagenase-like
Exons: 4
Coding region: 1-459 (152 amino acids)
Source: RefSeq, a predicted model, not a curated record